Molecule: messenger RNA, 489 nt
Organism: Striga hermonthica
Lineage: Eukaryota; Viridiplantae; Streptophyta; Magnoliopsida; Lamiales; Orobanchaceae
Source: the annotation of a GenBank genome assembly
AUGAAGGUGGACCGGGUAUAUGAGCAAAGGGGCAAAUCUCAGCAGCAGUUAGCUCACUUCUCAUUUGCCAGAACACUAAUAAAACCUUCUCCGGCGGCCAUGGCUUCCGAGAAAGAGGCUGCUCUCGCGGCCGAUCCUUCUGAUUCUCCGACCAUAUUUGACAAGAUUAUCAACAAGCAAAUUCCGGCCAACAUCGUGUACGAGGACGACAAGGUUCUAGCUUUCAGGGACAUAGCUCCACAGGCACCUACACACGUCGUGCUUAUUCCUAAAGUAAAAGACGGGUUAACUGGGAUUUCAAAGGCUGAAGAAAAGCACUGUGAAAUUCUCGGCCAUCUACUUUACACAGCCAAGCUAGUUGCGAAACAAGAAGGCCUCGAUGAUGGCUUCAGGCUUGUGAUUAAUGAUGGGCCGAAUGGAUGCCAGUCUGUGUACCACCUGCAUGUUCAUCUGCUCGGGGGGCGCCAAAUGAACUGGCCUCCUGGCUAA